Molecule: messenger RNA, 1662 nt
Organism: Trifolium pratense (red clover)
Lineage: Eukaryota; Viridiplantae; Streptophyta; Magnoliopsida; Fabales; Fabaceae
Product: transcription factor bHLH121
Exons: 5
Coding region: 372-1253 (293 amino acids)
Biological process (GO): intracellular iron ion homeostasis
Molecular function (GO): protein dimerization activity; DNA-binding transcription factor activity
Source: RefSeq, a predicted model, not a curated record
AAAUUUGGGAAUCAAGAGACCACACUACGACAGCAUAAAAAUUCCGUCGUUUGCUGUGAUCCAAAACGACCGCUCCAACUAUCGUUUCACCUUUUACCUUUCUUUGCUCAAACAUUGAAUUCAGAACCGAAGAAGAACAAGAACAAGAUUGGGAAUUGGAUAAAAAUUUGAAGAUAAGGAUCAACAAUAGAUAAGAAUAACACAACCAGGAACAGAUAUUGAAAUUGUGGCUUUUGGAAGUGACAAAGAUUACUGCUCGAAGAGUUGAAGUAAAUUAGUUACUUUAUUUUGACAAUUUUGGUUUUGUUAAUGUUCAAGACUAAAAUAAAUGAUCUAUCCUUUGGCUUAAUUAUUUUGCUUUUUUGGAACUUAUGUUUCUGCGGCCAGAGUCUGAAGUUGAACCAAUGGAUUGUACACCUGCUAGAAAGACACAAAAGGCUGACCGAGAAAAGUUAAGGAGGGAUCGACUCAAUGAACAGUUUGUAGAACUGGGUAACAUUUUAGACCCUGAUAGGCCCAAAAACGAUAAAGCAACCAUUCUAGGCGAUACAGUUCAAUUGCUGAAGGACCUUACUUCUCAAGUUAGUAAACUAAAAGAUGAAUAUACUAUGCUAAAUGAAGAGUCUCGUGAGUUGUCUCAGGAGAAAAAUGAUCUCAGAGAAGAAAAAGCUUCUCUUAAAUCAGAUAUCGAGAAUUUGAAUAACCAGUAUCAGCUUCAACUAAGGACUAUGUAUCCAUGGCCUGCAAUGGAUCAUUCCGUUAUGAUGGCUCCACCAUCAUAUCCGUAUCCAGUCCCAAUGCCAGUACCUCCUGGUUCAAUUCCCAUGCAGCCGUACCCCUACUAUGCUAAUCAACAUCCUGCAGUCAUCCCUAACCCGUGUUCAACAUAUGUUCCUUUUUUAGCCCCGAAUACAAUUGUGGAACAACAAUCCACUCAGUACAUAUCCCCGCCUCUUCAUCCAGGUAGCCGGUCCCAUGUAUCAGGAAAACAAGACUCCAAAAACAAAUCAUCGAGGGAGAGCAAGGCUCAAAGAAAUGAGGAUUCCAAUGAUGUAGCAACGGACCUUGAGUUGAAGACUCCCGGGUCUUCUGCAGAACAGAAUUUAUCAUCCGCACAAAAAAAAUCUAGUAAGUCGUCAAGGAAGGAAAACAGUUUCACAGAAGGUAGUUCAUUAGGCAAGUGUUCUUCAUCUCACAGUGUUCAGGAUAGCUCAUCAAGUAGUGUAGUUGGGGGAAGAAAGUCUACUGAAUGAGAAAGGACAUAAUUUUAGACAAGUGCUUAUGCCUUUCGAAGCUACUGUGAGGGUUUUCGUUGUGCUGCUGCUGCAACUAUUCUAAUAGAGGUAUAACAUCUAUUCUUUCUUAUCCAAAAAAGAAAUUCGCUUCUGUUAUCUCUUCCUGACUAGGAAUUUUUAUUCUGCGUACUGUUGUAAUUUAAUCAUAAAUUUUCCUUGUGAGGGAAAAGCUUCACAGGUUCAAUUGUUUAUAUUCCUAUUUCUUGUGAAAAAUUUAAAUUACAGAUGGAAACUAUCCAAGUUGAGACCAGUGUAGGUAAUGUGUUGGUUUGUAAAUCCCUUAAUUGCAAACUAUCCUAAAAUGACCAUGCUAAUUUUAUCUAAUGUAUUGCUUGGAUUAUAAAUGAAAGUUUUGUCCGUGCGACUA